AUGGGUAAGCCCACAAAAAUUCCAUUGCUCACGCGUGUAACUGGAGGCCUUCUUGUAGCUCUAUUCUGUAGCUCCCUGUUAUGGCCCGAUUUCAUCAAUAACGCUUGCAAAAAGCUCCAAGUUUCUUUGCCGUUCAUUCAUGAGCAUGAAAGCCAUGCUAUGCGUGCAGCCCCUCUGAGGCUUCUCACCCUUAUUCUCCAUGGAACAAGUGGUGGAAGCAUGGAGUCCUAUGGGGAAGGUUUAUCCUGCAUCUCACACCCAGUCUCUGAUGUAUGUGUCAUAAUAGCAAAUGCGAGGCUGGACCCAUCAUCCUCCACUAUCUACUUACCUACGACUCGACGCUUGAACCGCACAGUGAAGCCAUAUGCAGGCAAGCUGGCCGAGAAUGCCAUGGCCACAGUGACCCCCAUUUUGGUGCGUGGUAGCCAAAGUGACGAGGCCAAGUCUUGUAGUGUUCACCAUAAUGUCCCUGCAGUGGUCUUCUCCACUGCAGGUUUCACCAGCAACCUCUUCCACGAUUUCAAUGACGUAAUCGUCCCACUCUUCAUAACCACCCGCCAUUUCGAAUCCAGGGUGCAACUCGUCGUGACUGAUCUCAAGCCAUGGUGGGUAAAGAAAUACAAACCCAUCCUUAACCACCUAUCAACAUACCCUGUAAUUGAUCACAAGCAGGAUUCGAGGAUCCAUUGUUUUCCUGGCAUGGUCUUGGGGCUUAAGUACCAUAAAGACAUGGGCACCUAUCCCUCAGAGACUCCUAAUGGCUACACCAUGUCCGACUUCAAAAAUUUUGUUAUGCAGGCGUUCUCUUUAGACCAUGGCCAAGUGCCUCCAGUUCUCGAAGUGCUCAAAAGACCAACCUUGCUCUUGAUAUCUCGGAGGAAGACGAGGGUGUUCCUGAAUGAAGAAGAGAUGAUUCAAAUGAUGAGAGAGGUGGGGUUCGAGGUGGCGGUGGUUUCAGCCCACAGGAUGGCAGACUUACAAAGGUUUGCACCAAUGGUGGCCUCCUGUAACGUGUUGCUCGGUGCACAUGGGGCUGGGCUGGCAAACUUCCUCUUCUUAUCACCUGGGGCUGUGCUGCUUCAAGUGGUUCCUUUGGGGUUGGACUGGGCUUCAACCAAUUAUUAUGCAGAGCCUGCCGGUGCCAUGGGCAUGCGAUACUUGGAGUAUCACAUUGUUCCUGAGGAGAGCUCAUUGUAUCAUAAGUACCCGCCGGAUCAUCCUGUCCUCACCAAUCCAAUGGUAAUUCACAUGCAGGGCUACAACGUCAGCCGCGCUGUUUAUGUGGAUGGUCAGAACUUGAGGCUCGAUUUGAAACGGUUUCGAGAGACACUGGUUCAGGCUAUGCAGCUAAUUAUGCCUACUCCUUAAGAGAGUUUAAGUCCAUCUGUUUGCUGCUAUAGAAAACAAUUUCCAUUUUCAGUCUUUUUUAUGUUCUUUUGGAUUUUCAAUUUGUCAUGUAAGGUUGAGAUUCAACCAUGCAACUAUAAUUCAAGUUUAAGAGAUAAAAUCAAAUACGCUACAACUGCCUCCUAACAUUUUUUUUUUGAAGAAGUUAACAAAUCCCUCGUAACAUUUUCCUUUAAUAGAAGUCUUCAUGCUCAUAGGUCGGUUAGGAGGUGCUUCUUGUGGCAACUUUGAGGUUUUUCCAGUCAUACAAUACCCUCUUACCCGACAACAGAGAAGAGAGAAGUACCUCGAGAAAAGAUAUUCAAUGAAUAUCCAAAUUUACUGUAGAUGGAUCAUCAAUGGGAUAUCCCAGUGGGUUUUUCUUUUCAUUUUGAUCCUAGUAGCUAAGAGUUCCACACACUUUUUGUCAAUUGAAACUUCUGUUUAUUCUCUCAGGAAAUCAUCACUAAGAAGUUGUUUUGAGAUUUCUGUUUAUUCUCUCAGGAAAUCACCACUAAGAAGUUGUUUUGAGACUUCCGUUUAUUCUCUCAGGAAAUCACCACUAAGUUGUUUUGAGAUCUUGUAACGAACAGGAUAAACUUUUUACUGUUCCUGGAUUCUUUUAGAGACAAAAUAGAAUGUGUGCUGCUAAGAUUUCUGUUUUUGCUAGGUUGUGGUUUUACAAUAGGGAAUGUGUCAUUCAUAAUUUUCUCUUUGCAAUGGUCAUGCAUUAAACUUUUCAAAAACAUAAAAACACGACGCAGCCACUUGUCCGAGAGUACUCCAACACUUCGUAGGUUUGCCAUAUUGUGAUCCUCAUGACACGAGAGAUCUAUGUCAUUGAGGGCCAUCAACAUCCAAUCAAUGGGAUGACGUGCAUGACUUUGGUGGCGGAUGCCACUCCGUCACCAUCAACCCACUAGUUGGAUGCUUAUGACCCACAUGACCACAUAUUACUGAUGGUCGUGAGUUAUCAUGAGCUUCUCUCCCUUAGAGAACACCCAAAAAUACCAUAAUCAACCUAAGGAGUCCAAAAGUUCCAGUGUUUCAAUAUGACACACUAGCAAACAUGUCCAAACAGGAAAGUAGGCCAGACACACCUGUUCAUGGUGCAUGCUACACAGCCAGGGCAGCCAGGGUAUCCACCAUCAUUCUCAAUGAUGGAUGGUAAAGAUAAACCACAGUUCUUGGGGAGCUAUGAUCACUGUGUACAAGUGGUCUACAAGUUGGACAAUGCUAAUAGAUGGAGCGCAUCCCAACUCUGAACACUAUACCAUCAACAAGCUGUCAAUGG
Molecule: messenger RNA, 2680 nt
Organism: Amborella trichopoda
Lineage: Eukaryota; Viridiplantae; Streptophyta; Magnoliopsida; Amborellales; Amborellaceae
Product: alpha-1,3-arabinosyltransferase XAT3
Molecular function (GO): glycosyltransferase activity
Source: RefSeq, a predicted model, not a curated record